Messenger RNA from Centruroides sculpturatus (bark scorpion), 2233 nucleotides. RefSeq lists its product as uncharacterized. NCBI's taxonomy places the organism in Eukaryota, Metazoa, Arthropoda, Arachnida, Scorpiones, Buthidae. The record is from RefSeq and is a predicted model, not a curated record. Bases 105 to 1415 code for a protein of 436 amino acids. The transcript has 5 exons.
UUCACCACUGCACACAAAUAAUGUAAAUUUAAAAAAAAAUUUAAUUUACAUAUUGUUAAUGUUAUUAUAUUAUCUUUCAGAGGAACCACUUGCUGUUUGGCAGCAUGUGGUCAACUGUUCAAGGUAGGCAUCGUGUCCCACAGCGUAGUCAUUCAUUAAGAGCGGCUAGUACACAUUCACAUGCCAAAGUAUCACCUUCUAAUUCCCUUGAUAUUUCCCCAUUUCAUGCUUCUUCUCCAAAGCGUUACACUAUCAGUCAUAUCAGAUUCAUAAAAGGUAACCUUUGUAGUACUACUCCAGGUCCAUCUCCACUCAUUGGUCGAAAAGGAAGUAAAUCAAGUUCAUUAUCUGUUGAUGAUGUUUAUUUGUAUCGUCGACAAACUCAAAAUAUCUCUGGUUCUCCUAGCCAUCGUUCUCAUUUUCAUGGUGAAGUGUGUAGUAGUUAUGAUGCCAGUUCUUGUUGUGAUGAUGAUGAUGAACAAGGGAAUUGUAAUAUUUGUAGUGAAACCAUUCCACUCCAGCUAUUACAUCAAACAGCUGAUACAAGUUACUCAAGUUCAACAAGUCCAAUUAAUCUUUCAAAUGCUGAAAAUUUAAAUAAUCAUGGGAAAUUGAAAUUUGGUGGAAAAUCAGAGACAUAUAUUUGUACAAAUUUAUCUAUUGAUGAUUCAGAAGAUCAGGAUAGACCGAAACCACCAACACCACCUCCCAGAAAGUUUAUUAAUAGGAGUGGUGUGGGUUCAUUUCGUCUUCCCUGUCUCUCUAAACAGGAUAGUCAUGAACAGCCAAUUUUAACUCAAGGAAACUCUACACCAAGCAUGAAUCAUAUUGCAGCAUCUUUAAGACUAGCUCAAUUACCAGCAAUGGCUGUUGCUGGUAUACCAACGGGCAGUCACAGUCUAUCACAGAGGACUUUGAAUGAAUGUGGUAGUCAUUUUGUACCUGAACAUAGAGCUUCUUAUCAUGGCACAAGAGAGCUAAAGCAUUAUUCAAAUAAAAUUUCAACAAUUGAUCUGCCAUAUGAAGAAAUUGUUGGAAGUGCAGAAAGUUUGGUUGGAAGAGUCCUUUAUGAACAAGGUUUGGGCAAAUACUGUGAUGCAGAUUUUGUGCGUACAGCACAGCGAGAAUUAGCAGAAGCAAUCAAUCUCACUCAAGAAGAAAUGGAUAGAGCUGCCCAUCAACUUCUUGAAGCAGAACGACGUCGGAGUAUGCCUUAUAUGCAUUUAUGUACAGGCGUGAAUUAUGCUGAUGAAGAAAGCAGUAGUGGAAGCCCAAGUGCAGAAGAUGAAAAACUUAAUACCACUACAGACAGUGACAAUGUUUUAGAACAAGACAAUGAAAAAGAAACAUGUGUUAGUGAAACUGAAAUUUCAAAAAGUUUAGAUCAAACUAUGGAUCUCAGUACAAGAUUAUAGCAUUUGAGGAUUUGUAUUCACAGAUUCAUCCACAAGUCACAAUGUGUUCAGUGCCUUUUAUAUCAGCAGACUUACACACAACCAUAAGAACAAAAGUUUCCUUAAUUAACCAACUAUUGAGAGAGUCACUCAGGAAAGAAGAAUAAGAUAUCCCACAAAACAGCACACACAAGUGCCAAAUCUUCUAAAUUGUUGUGUGCGUCACCCUCUUCUAUUUAUAUUAAAUAAAUAUACCUAAAACAUUUUUUAACCAUUCAUUGGAAUUGCAGAAAGAUAGAAAAGAAAUUACUAUUGAAUAUUGUAUAAAGUUCUUUAUACAAUCAGUAUUUAAAAUGAAAAACUUAUUGAGAUUUGCUUAAAAAUUUCAUAUUCGUUGGACCAAGUUAUUUGAGUUAGUCCAAGUUUUGUGCCUCACACAGUCACCAAAGAAACUCUUCUGUUUUCAGAAAUGCAGUCAGAAGCUUGUUGUCUUCCCCAGAAUAUUGAUGUUAAAAUUUGUUUGAAACAAAAGAAGAAAGAAAAUAUUUCAGUUAUUUGUGCAUCAAAGUGUUCUAUAGCUAAAUUGAAAGUCUGCUAAUAUACGAUCGAAAAUUGUUGCCUAUUAAAAAAAAUUUUUAAAAAGAUUUCCACAUUUAAAAUUUAUUGAUACAAUAGAUGGCUACUAUCUCAAAGAACUUUUUAAUACAUUAAUAAACUGUAUUUUGGAAAUUUCUUAUGCAUUUUUAUGUGGACCAAUCGUAAGUUGUUAUCAUCGUUUUACGUUUUAGAAUUAUAAUAAUUUUGUUUCUUUUUGUUAUUAAUUUAAACUAAACAAUACC